This is a messenger RNA of Pangasianodon hypophthalmus (striped catfish), 1941 nucleotides long. RefSeq names its product B-cell receptor CD22-like. The record is from RefSeq and is a predicted model, not a curated record. Lineage: Eukaryota; Metazoa; Chordata; Actinopteri; Siluriformes; Pangasiidae.
AUGUCCCUCAGAAUGGCUUCUCCACUUUAUCUGAUCUUUCUGUUCCUGAUCUCAGGAGCUCUUGGGAAUGAAUGGAGUGUGAAAUACAGCCAACUAAAUCUCUGUGCUUUAAAAGGAUCUACAGUGUUUAUGAACUGCACUUACACACACCCAACACGUCUUACAGUGAAGAAGAGGUUUUGGUUAAUAAACCCAGUUCAGGGUAAAGAGCCGACUGAUCUGCGUAAUGAACCAGGUUACUCAGGCAGAGUGGAGUAUUUAGGAGAUGAACAGAAACACUUCCCCCUCAGACUGAGAGACGUGAAGAAAACAGAUGAACACAUGUACUGCUUGAGAAUCAUAACAAACGAACACAAAGAAAAAUUCCAGGGUUUUCCUGGAGUUACACUCACUGUUACAGAUCUUCAGGUGAUCACUCCUGCAGAAGUGACAGAGGGACAAUCAGCCGUUCUGACCUGUAAAACCACCUGCAGUCUGACUGAUCCCACAUUCAUCUGGUACAAAAACAGCCACAAGACCACCAAGAGCAAUGAAGUCCACCUGCAGCGGGUCAGCAGUGAGGAUGCAGGCAGUUAUAGCUGUGCUGUAAGAGGAUAUGAACAUCUCCCCUCUCCUGCUCAAACCCUCAGCGUCAGAUAUCCUCCAAAGAACGUCUCAGUGUCCGUCAGCUCCUCUGGUGAGAUAGUGGAGGGCAGUUCAGUGACUCUGACCUGCAGCAGUGAUACUAACCCACCUGUGGAGAUCUACACCUGGUUUAAGGGGAAGACAUCAGUAGGAAAAGGAAAGACUUACAUCAUCUCCAAGAUCAGCACUGAGGACAGUAGAGAGUACAAGUGCAAGUGCAGUAAUGAAGUCGGACAUCAGGACUCCAUCGGUGUAACUCUGAAUGUUCUGUAUCCUCCAAAGAACGUCUCAGUGUCCAUCAGCUCCUCUGGUGAGAUAGUGGAGGGCAGUUCAGUGACUCUGACCUGCAGCAGUGAUGCUAACCCACCUGUGGAGAUCUACACUUGGUUUAAGGGGACAACAUCAGUAGGAAAAGGAAAGACCUACAACAUCUCCAAGAUCAGAACUGAGCACAGUGGAGAGUACAAGUGCAGUUGCAGUAAUGAAGUCGGACAUCAGGACUCCAUCGGUGUAACUCUGAACGUUCUGUAUCCUCCAAAGAACGUCUCAGUGUCCAUCAGCUCCUCUGGUGAGAUAGUGGAGGGCAGUUCAGUGACUCUGACUUGCAGCAGUGAUGCUAACCCACCUGUAGAGAUCUACACCUGGUUUAAGGGGAAGACAUCAGUAGCAAAAGGAAAGGCCUACAUCAUCUCCAAGAUCAGAACUGAGGACAGUGGAGAGUACAAGUGCAAGUGCAGUAAUGAAGUCGGACAUCAGGACUCCAUCGGUGUAACACUGAAUGUUCUGUAUCCUCCAAAGAAUGUCUCAGUGUCCAUCAGCUCCUCUGGUGAGAUAGUGGAGGGCAGUUCAGUGACUCUGACCUGCAGCAGUGAUGCUAACCCACCUGUGGAGAACUACACCUGGUUUAAGGAGAAAGAAUCAUCACCUGUAGGAUCUGGACAGAGUUACAGGGCUCUACAGAGUGGACAGUACUACUGCGAGGCUGAGAAUAAGCACGGCUCUGAGAGAUCAGCUGCAGUGUCCGUCACUUUAAACGGUGAGAGCGAUGAUGAUGAUCUUUAUGCCAAUUUAGCAAUGACAAAUCCAAUCAACACUGUACCUGAUUCAGCAUCAGCCGAUCAGGAUGAAGUCCUGUAUGCCAGAGUUGUACGCCGGAGUGCCGGUGACCCCGGAAGCGCUGAGAGUUCUGCUGUGAAAGCUUCUGCCUCUGAGGACAAGGAGGUUCAGUACGCUAGUAUUAGAUUUACUCGCACCGGUGCUGACUACAGGCCUUCCAAUGCUGAGGAUCCCACUGUGAUCUACAGCAGAGUGAAUUAA